Messenger RNA from Trichoderma atroviride IMI 206040, 1410 nucleotides. RefSeq lists its product as uncharacterized. Gene Ontology annotation, biological process: transmembrane transport. The record is from RefSeq and is a predicted model, not a curated record. NCBI's taxonomy places the organism in Eukaryota, Fungi, Ascomycota, Sordariomycetes, Hypocreales, Hypocreaceae. Gene Ontology annotation, molecular function: transmembrane transporter activity.
GCCGAAAACAACAAUGAUCCCAAUCUCGUCACCUGGGAUGGGCCGCAAGACCCUGAAAAUCCAAAGAAUUGGCCGAACAAGAUCAAAUGGCGCUACACGGUAGCGGUGUCCUUCUUCACAUUCAUCUCCCCUGUUUCAUCCGCCAUGAUAGCGCCAGCUCUAUCCAAACUCGGCGAAGACCUCAGCAUGAACAGCAAACUGGAGGUCGAACUGGCCCUGUCUAUUUUCAUCCUCGCCUAUUCCGUCGGCCCGUUGUUCUUCGGACCUGCAUCUGAGCUUUAUGGACGGGUGCGUCUACUACAGCUUAGCAAUAUAUGGUAUCUUGCAUGGAACCUAGGCUGUGGCUUUGCACAGACUCCAGCCGAGUUAUUUGUCUUUCGCUUCUUAGCUGGUAUUGGCGGAAGCGCCCCUCUUGCUCUGGGAGGAGGCGCUAUUAGUGAUAUCUGGAGCGCCGAAGAACGCGGGAAAGCCAUGGGAAUCUACACUCUUGCACCGCUCCUGGGCCCGGUUGUUGGACCGAUUGCUGGAGGCUUCAUUGCCGAGUACACUACUUGGCGUUGGGUAUUCUGGUCAUCUAGCGUCGCAGCUGUGUUUAUCCAGGCCAUUGGAUUAAUAUGGCUCCGCGAGUCGCAUCCAGGUACCUUGUUACGAAGGAAGCGAGAUUGUAUCGCGAAAGCUACGGGAAACCACAAGCUGCAUACUGGAAACAUCGAGUGUGAAAGACUUGUGAGGAAAAUCGGCAGGGCUCUCGAAAGACCAUUUCGCAUGUUCAUAACCCAACCGAUUAUCACGGUUAUUGCGAUUUAUAUGGCAUACCUCUUCGGGACCCUGUAUCUGAUGCUCGGAACCUUCCCAGAGAUUUGGACAGAAUGGUAUGGCGAGAGUGUGGGUAUUGGCGGGUUAAACUACCUUUCUAUCGCUAUCGGUUCAUUCACCGGUCUUAUACUCAAUUUCUUCUUCAUCGAUCGCAUAUACCGCAACCUCAAGGCGAGAAACAACGGCAUGGGGCGGCCUGAGUUCCGAAUGCCAACCAUGUUUAUCGGAUCCAUCAUGGUCUCCAUCGGUCUGUUCUGGUAUGGAUGGAGUGUACAGGCCCGCCUCCACUGGAUCAUGCCCAACAUUGGUGUUGCCAUUUGCUCGGCAGGGACUAUGGGGUGUUUACAGGGCAUGCAAACGUACAUCGUCGACAGCUAUCCGACCUACACGGCUAGUGCUAUGGCUGCUUGCGCGUUUCUCCGCAGCUUGGCCGGUUUUGGAUUCCCUCUCUUCGCUCCAUACCUGUACAGCGACCUGGGUUAUGGAUGGGGGACAAGCGUUCUCGCCUUUAUCAGCAUUGGCGUGGGUAUUCCAGCGCCCUUUUUCUUUUGGAGGUUUGGUGAUAAGCUAAGAGCUCUGUCAAAAUAUGCUGCA